Molecule: messenger RNA, 1339 nt
Organism: Crotalus tigris (Tiger rattlesnake)
Lineage: Eukaryota; Metazoa; Chordata; Lepidosauria; Squamata; Viperidae
Product: collagen alpha-1(XIV) chain-like
Exons: 15
Coding region: 185-1339 (384 amino acids)
Source: RefSeq, a predicted model, not a curated record
AACAGUUGCCUCUUUUAAGACGAGCUUCAGCGUUGCAGCCACAGCCCAACGUCCUAAUUUGCUGGGUGCCUCGGUUCCCACCCCUUCAAUCACCACGGCUGGUCCAUCCUAUAGCAAAAUCAAAGCGGACGUCGCUUUCCUGGUGGACGAGUCCUCAAGCAUCGGGGCAAACAACUUUAUCAAAAUGAAGGAUUUCCUCGUCCAGCUGGUCUCUAAUUUCCCUCAAAUUGGGCCUGAAGGUACCCAGGUUUCAGUAGUUCAGUACAGCGAAAAACCCAGGCCCGCAUUCCAUUUGAACACCUUUACAGACCGGAUCCGAGUUCUAAAUGCUCUCAGGAGCCUUGUCUAUAACGGCGGGAAUACAAAGACAGGCAGAGGAAUUGCUUAUGUGCUGAAAGAAAUAUUUCAAGUCGCCAAGGGAAUGAGGCCUGCUGUCCCACACAUCCUGAUCCUGCUGACAGAUGGCCCCUCCCUGGAUGACGUGCUACCCCCAUCUAGACUGGCUCACCUUCUAGGAAUUCAGAUAAUCGUUGUGGGCAUCUCAGGAGCAAAUGUGGAGGAAUUGAAGCAGGUUCUCCUGCCUCAGAACUUGGACCAUCUCUUCCAUGUUGACACUUUUGAUGAUUUGACCCAAAUCAUCGAGGAACUGGUGGAAAUCAUUUGUUUGGGAUCUCGGCAAGGGAACAGAGAUCUCCCAGAACAUUUGAAGUUUGCCAGCAAAGCACUGGGGCCACCAGAACGGCUGUUUGAUGAGCCGAUGAGGCCAGCCACCAGCAGUUCCCCUCCUACUCACCUGGCAGCGUUCGCCACGCAAGGACCUUGUGACCCCAAAUGUUUGGAGAGCUUUGUGAGAGGAAGCUUACACAGAGGAGGAAGCUACAACCCGUUUGCCUUCACCACCAAGGGGGAAAAAGGAGAACGGGGAUUUCCAGGAAAAGAUGGGAUCCCGGGAUUACCUGGCAGACAUGGACGAGCGGGCCCACCAGGGUCUCCUGGAUUAAGAGGACUCCCAGGCACACAAGGAGAUCAAGGACUUCCUGGAUUCCCAGGUCCACCUGGGCCUAAAGGAGACAGAGCCCCCCUGGCCUACCUGGUCUACCUGGACCACAGGGACCACCUGGCUGGUCGGGUGAAGCAGGGGACUCCGGCCUCAGAGGGAAACCUGGCUUACCUGGUCCAAUCGGACUGGAUGGUCCCCCUGGAUUUCCGGGAUCCAAAGGCGAGAAGGGAGAAAUUGGGCUGGUGGGUCCUCCAGGAUCAAAAGGCCCCCAAGGGGAGCGAGGAGAAAAAGGUGAAAAGGGAAAUCCCGGAUUUGGGAUCCCAGGCCAACUGGGACUGA